Molecule: messenger RNA, 1888 nt
Organism: Orussus abietinus
Lineage: Eukaryota; Metazoa; Arthropoda; Insecta; Hymenoptera; Orussidae
Product: BAG family molecular chaperone regulator 2
Exons: 4
Coding region: 416-976 (186 amino acids)
Biological process (GO): protein stabilization
Molecular function (GO): protein-folding chaperone binding; adenyl-nucleotide exchange factor activity
Source: RefSeq, a predicted model, not a curated record
UGUCGCGUCUUUCAGAAUUGCCGUGCGUUGCGCUGGUCAGCUGUCGACAGAUGUAGACGCAACCGGCAAACCGUGGUGAAUGGUCUAGAAAGGUGUUCUCUUGGGGUGAUUCUUAAUUUUUUCGACGUGGGAAUCGUCGUUUGUUAAUCGUCGUUCGUCGUCGCUGGUCGUCGCUGUUGCGUCGUCGAUCGGACGCGGUCCGUUUUCGGCCCGAAGAGCUGGAAUUCUCGAGGCGGACGUCGCGUUCGCGCCACCUUACUGAAAAGUAUUCUUUUCGAGAACGAGGCCGACGUUUUACGUUGCGGCGUAUCCCGUGGCAAAAAUUACGAAUAAAAACGAGCAUAAUUGAGUUGGAAGGAAUUAACGCUGAUUUCGGUAAUUUCAAUAAAACGGAGCUUGAAUAGUUUUUGAAGGAAUGGAAAGUCCAUUACCACUAAUCAUGGAGAGUGCCGACACGGAUUUUGAUAUCAAACCGAAGGAUAGGCUAGUCAGUUUGCUCGAUGAAAUUGAAAUACACGUCGAGCAGCUUCGAAAGGAUGCUUGGAGACUGGAGGAAGAAAAGGAUACCUUAAUUACUACACUGGACACUCUGCGGAACAACGAGCUCAUGUGCUCACUGGGAGAACAUGACAGAGAUGAUAUCUUGAGAUAUGCUGAAAGGCUGUCUAUGCGUUGCUUAACUGUAGAUGUUCUUGUGAAAAUCCAGCGAGACCAAAUCCAACAAGAAGCACUGCAUCAGGUAAAUGACCUGAUCGACAGUCUAGUAAUAGGUCUGCGUAGCGAUCCAAGUGGCACCAGGUUACGCUGUGCAUCAUUUAUGAAUGCAUGCUCGUCGCAUGCCAUUGGUCAGUCAGAUAAGACUUUUGAAACUGCUAUUCUUGGCUGUACUCUGGACGACCAGAAACGUGUAAGGAAACGACUGCAGGGAUUAUUGGAUUACAUUGACAAAAUGCAUACCAUCCAGUUUGACCAGUGAAGUCACAACGCAAGAGUAGUUCAAGGAAAGGACUUUAUCGCGUUUGUGUUUCAAGAAUGAUUACUUGACAUCGUAAGAAUUCCGUGCAAAGGAGCAGGAGAACAAGAGAGGGAGAGGGAGAGAGAGAGAGAGAGUGGAAGAAAGCUGUGUCACAAUGGAUACAAAGUAACACCACGGUACCACAUGUAAUCCUCAUAUGAAGAUUUUAAUUUUUUUGGUAAAGGGAUGCAUUCCUGCUACAAGCUGCAACUUAUACAUCAGGAGUUUUAAAAGGAAAAUGAAGAACGAUAAUAAGAAGUAGAUAUUUGGAAACAUCGGUUAGUCUCGCUCCGAUAGAUUUGAAUAAUUCUGUUCGAUGGAAUGAAUGGAAAUUCAUGUUCAUCAAUGUAGACAACUACAGAACGGAACAUUAAAUGUAUACAGCUUCAGAACGUUUCUGUUUCUCUUUAGUAAGAAAAGAUAAUAAGAUAUUGAAAUUAAUCAAAUGAUUUUUUGGGGACUCACUGAAAUGUGCAUUUGCGAGAUCAAUGGUAAGGGGUAGACGGUUCUCUCUUUUAGAGUACAUGGAAAUCAAAUGAACCGAGCUGUUGACUAUCGAAGUACUGGGAGAACGGUCCACAUAUGUACCAUAGUAUCAACAAAAUAUAUAUGUGUAUAUGUUAUAAUUUCUUCAUAAUCAACAAGAACUUAACGAUUGAUUCUUUUUUAAAUUCUUUGGCUCAGUAUAUUUUUUGUUUUAUUUUACCUUCUGUAAUUGUCCGCAAUGCACUCUGUAUUUCCUAUUUUUGCACACGUCAUGUAAUUUUGCAUAAUUGUAAACAUAAUAGUUGGCAGAAGAUUAAACUUAAAAUUACAUAUUUUGACAUUUCUGUUCUUAAUAGUUUAAAAAAUAUAUAGUUUUUGAAGCAGUGA